GGUCCUAUCUCCCCGGAGCUCGGCACUGGGAGUCCGCCUACCCCGGCAAAGGAGGGCGGGUCACAGGCUGCAGGCCGCCCGGAUCGGGUGUUGUCGGUCACAGGCCGUGGCCAUGUCGGACUAUGAGAUAUCCGUUCAGGCGCUCAAUGAACUGUUAGCCAACGAUGGCGGCUUCUAUUGCCUCCCCUCCCAGCACUUCAACGAGGUCUUCCCCCGGAUCUACGUGGGCAACGCGUUUAUUGCCCAGAACAUAAUGAGAUUACAACGCCUUGGAAUCACUCACAUCCUAAAUGCUGCAGAAGGGAAUUCCUUCAUGCAUGUAAACACAAAUACUGCUUUCUAUGAAGGAACAGGCAUUACCUAUCAUGGUAUUAAAGCUAAUGACAGACCAACAUUUGACCUCAGCUCUUACUUUGAAGAAGCCUCAGACUUCAUUGACAAAGCAUUGUCGCAAAAAGAUGGUCGGGUCUUUGUCCACUGCCGUGAGGGUUACAGCCGUUCUCCCACAUUGGUCAUAGCUUACCUCAUGUUACGUCACAAGAUGGAUGUAAAAACAGCUGUUGCCACAGUCAGGCAGAAGAGGGAGAUUGGACCUAAUGAUGGUUUUCUGAAACAGCUUUGCCAGCUCAAUGAAAAGCUUGUGUCAGAGGGAAAGGUCAAGAGUUAAUACCACCCCAGAACUACCAUAUUAGUGCUAUAAGUACAAUGUAUUCCCAUAGCAGGGUUUUUAACGUAGACACCAUAACCUGCAUACAGAGGAGGUGGCCAUUUUGUAGGGUGAGUGUAUGUACAUGGGAUUGUAGCCUAAAGACAACUCCGAGCUAAUAAACAUGCAUUUGAAUUUGCAUAAACAUAUGCCCUAAUCAUAUAGACAGAUGCGUGUAAUUGAAUAUUUCCUGUUUAUAUUAAAUUGUCAUCCAACUGAAGUUUUAAAAUUGGUGAAUAUUAGAAAUGACAAGUGCCUGAGCGGUCUUCUGAAACUAA
This is a messenger RNA of Nanorana parkeri, 984 nucleotides long. It is a transcript of the gene DUSP3, whose product is annotated as dual specificity phosphatase 3. The record is from RefSeq and is a predicted model, not a curated record. Lineage: Eukaryota; Metazoa; Chordata; Amphibia; Anura; Dicroglossidae. Gene Ontology annotation, biological process: negative regulation of MAPK cascade; protein dephosphorylation. Bases 113 to 667 code for a protein of 184 amino acids. Gene Ontology annotation, cellular component: cytoplasm. The transcript is spliced from 3 exons. Gene Ontology annotation, molecular function: protein tyrosine/serine/threonine phosphatase activity; MAP kinase phosphatase activity.